Messenger RNA from Paramecium sonneborni, 1501 nucleotides. The record is from the annotation of a GenBank genome assembly. Lineage: Eukaryota; Ciliophora; Oligohymenophorea; Peniculida; Parameciidae.
AUUUGAAUGAGUUUUGUAAACGAUUUAGAUGAUCUCUGUGAUUUUAGUAAAUUAAGUCAAAAGUGGAAAUAAACAAAAAAUGAAUAAGUUAAAUAACCUUCUCCAAGUCCUUCAAAAACUGAAUCAGAUAUUACUUCAAGCAAAUGUGUGACUAAUCCAUGGAAUAAAGGUUUAAUUGUUAAAUUAUUUUAGAAAAUUAUGUACCAAAUAAUGAAGAAGCAAAAAAAAAUAUUAGUAAAACUAGAAAUCAUGCUCCUCAAAUUAUUGAUGAGGAUACCGAAUAAUUUAAAAUAAGAUUAGAACAUAUAUUAAAUGUAUUUAAGACAGAAGCUACAAGUGAAUUUAUGACUAUGAAAAGAUCUAUGUUGGAAGAUUAAAAAUAAACUAUUAAAUAAGACACUGAAAAAUAUUUGUAAAUGUAUGAAUUAAAAAAUAAUGAAUUAUAACAAACUAAAGAAUAAUUGGCUGAAUAAAUGAGAAUUUGUAAUUAAAUUACAGAAAGAUCAGAAAAAAUAGCUUAAUAUUGUGGUAAAAUGAAAAAUAAUAAGAGAAGAUAAACUGUUUUAUCAAAUGUUUUAAAGGGCUUAAAGUAGUAUUCAAAAUAUUCUUAGAAAAAAAAAAAUGUAAGAAAUAAAAUCUAUUAUAGAAUUAAAAAAAAGCUACUAAACAUUAUAAAUUAUAUUUAUAAAGAUGGAUAUAUAAUUUAUGGAAAAAUUAAUUCAAUAUUCAAAUUAGAAUUAAUUAAGCUGAAAAAUUGAAAUUGACACAUUAAAAUGAUGUUGAUUUAUUGAUGGCUAAGUUUUAAAAGGAAUAAUAAUUAUUAGAAUAGAAAUUGUUUGAAGCUACAUCUUAAUUGGAUGAAGCUAAUAAAAUUAAACUUUCAAUGUAAGAAAAUUUAAAGAGAGCAUUUAUGAGAGGAGUUUGUGCUUUAAAUUUUGAAGCUAUGAAUGUUUUAAAUGGAUCAUCUCAAUAAAUGGAAUUAGAUUCUUUAGCCACUAAUUUAUUAAUGAAUCCCUAUUAAUAAUCAAAUACUUAGUAAUAAUAAUCAAAUAUUCAUCAACCUUAAUAAUUUAAUUAAUUAAAUGAUACAUUAAAUUUAAAUGAAAGUAAAGAUUAAUGGCAGAGAUAACAUUCCCCUCCUAAAAACAUUAUUUACCAUUAAUAAAAUAGAUUAGAAACUAAUGAUCAUCGUUGGAAAGAUGCUCCAAUAGUUGGAAUGAAAUAGUUAUCAGAAAUAACUGAAAAUUAGAGCAUAAAUAUGUCUAUAUCAAAAUUAGUUUAAUAAGGUAAUACUUAAAUUUACUUAGAUGAUUUAUAGUUUGAUAAAGAUGAUGAAUAAAAUGAAGGAAAGGUAAUCAAAGUAACUUUUGACAAUCCAACAACAAUCCACACAUAAUCGUAAUCUAUUAAAAAGUAACCAGUCUAAACCAAAUAACCAUAAACUAAAUAACCAACCAAAUAGAAUACAAUAACUAAUUCAUCAACAUUUAAGAAAAAAUGA